CGACUCAUUCUUCACCCAAAACCCGUCCAAACCCACCCAUUUGCCCCUAUACCCUACCUCGAGUUGUUUCCCGCCAAAAGAAGAGGGAGAAGAAUAAAAGGAAUCGUGGUCCUAGUGGAGCCGAGUAAGAAGCCCUAAUCUCAAUGGCGAACUCCGCAGUCGCUGAAGCGCCAACGACUGAAAAUGCAGACAACAAUCUCCUUCAGCCCUUCUUCGUUCUUCACAAAGCGUCAUCAAAAAAAUCAACUGGAAAAACCAGAAGAAGGAUAGACUUAUCUCGAUGUUCGUCUAAAAUUUCCCACAAAUUGGAGGCGGAGACGGCAGAAGAAGAAUAUGAUGAUAGUCGCCGUGAGCAAUUGCGAACCGAAACUUUCAAUUAUGUGUGGUCCAAAAUCGAGUCAACAAUCAAGGAUGUUUUAAGGAAUAUCAAUGUUGAUGUAUUCAAUGAUAUACAUCAAUGGGUUGACGAGUCAUUCACUGCAAUUCGUUCACGUGGAAUGUCCCAUCACAGCAAGGCCACUCCAUCGUAUCCCAUUGUAACUGAUGCUACAUGUAGGCAAAUUGCAACUGGGUUGGUCUUCACCAAGACUAUGGAAUUUGUGGAUGAUCUGUUGACAUUUGAGGACCUUGGUCUGCAUCUGAAGUCUCAUGGAUGCCAUGUGGCUAACCUUUCCUCAUUGGACUUCUCUGCCAAGAAUGGGAUUGGUGGAUGUCUCAGAGGUUUACUGAGACAGUUUCUAAUGGUUAACUUGGAUGCAGCCGAUAUAUCUGUCUUAGCAUCAUGGUACAGUGAACAGGGAAACUACGAGAAUCCAAUAGUCGUGAUUAUUGAUGAUAUGGAAAGGUGCUGCGGGUCUGUCUUGUCUGACUUCAUCCUUACGUUGAGUGAAUGGGUAGUUAAGAUUCCAAUGAUCUUGAUACUGGGAGUUGCAACCACUUUUGAUGCCUCAACAAGCAUACUUCCUUCUAAUGCACUACAGUACUUGUCCUCUCGUAAGUUCAUUUUGGGAUCCCCGGCUGAGAGAAUGGAUGCAAUCAUUGAGGCUGUUCUUGUGAAACAAUGUUCUGGGUUCAGUUUAGGCCACAAGGUGGCAGUUUUUCUGAGAAACUACUUCUUAAGACAUGAUGGAACAUUGACCUCAUUUAUAAAAGCUUUAAAGAUAGCAGUUGCCCAACAUAUUUGUUCAGAACCUCUAAGUUCCGUACUCAGUGGGUCACUUAGUGAAGAAGACAGCCAGGGUUUUUGGAGCAAAAAACAUGUAAUGUUGCCAGAAAUAAUGCUCAAGCAGGCAUUUGAUCUUCCAUCUUGCAGGAGGAAUAAACUGGAUGAACCAAAUGCUGAAAUUUGGGCUCAUGGUUUGUCAGAAUUGAAGAGAUUGCAGAGAUUAUGGAGCUCUUUGGUUUUGUGCCUAUACGAAGCUGGAAAGUAUCAUAAAGUUAACUUGUUAGAUUUAUAUUGUGAGGUCCUUGAUCCACAGCUAUAUGAUUCAAGUGCUUCUGAUAAUCACUUGGGAUUAGGAAAAAUAUUUAGAAUGUCUUCAAGUGGUCGCUGUGUGCAUGGACAGUAUCCUCCUAGCUUGGAGAAAGGUGGUUUAAUCUGUCAGGCGAUACGCAAGGUAAGGGAUUUACCAGCAGCACGAUUAUGCCAGUUGCUCAAGAGUUGGGAAAAUCAUACAGAGGGAAUAAAUGAGAUCCACGAGAAAGUGAGGGAGCUGCAAUCUUUGUUGAAAUUUGAGGACGGCAAGAGUUUGCAACGAGAUUUGAGGGACUUAUCCAAGAAACAUACUACUCGAAACAAUUUAAAUAUCGAAAAGGAAGCAAAAGCACUAAACGAGAAAGCUGCUGCAUUGAUGGAAUGUCUGGUUAGGGACAAUCUGCAGCCUAUUGAGUGCAUACCUUUCCACGAAGUUGUCUGUUUUAAGAACGUAGACAAACUUCAGUCGGCUUUGAUAGGAGAUCCAAGAAGAACAAUCCAAGCCGAUCUACUGGAGUUUCACAAGUUCCUCAAGUGUAGUUGCUGCAACAAAAGUGGCAACCUUAUGUUGCCAUCCAUGCAUGACACCUCAAUUAUGUAUAUGUUGGCUCAAGAGCAUGGUGACCUUAUUAAUCUCCAUGACUGGUAUCAAUCUUUUAAAGCAACUGUCCUUCCCCCAACAAUCAAAGCGAAACAAAGGUUGAAGCACUCACCAUCACCGAAGAAAAGAAAAGUCACAAAUGAAUCUCACAACAAGAGUGAAGCAUCAGUUCAAGCACAGUUCUGCAGAGCAAUUACAGAGCUUCAGAUUACAGGGCUGCUUCGGAUGCCUAGCAAAAGACGCCCUGACUACGUGCAGAGAGUGGCUUUUGGUUUGUAACAUGUUCAGGUGUUGAAGAGGUUUGAUCCAAUUCGUUUCAUUAUUCUUUUAACCCUCUUUGUAAAUGCAAUUGCAUGCCUAUUGAGUGAAGUAUUGAAGAACCAUUCAUUUAUCUACUAAGAUUCGAUGUGUUCAAAAGGCAUCAUGAACAUAAAUGGAUCAUACGAUAUGUUCCUUGCUACCAUUGAAUGGUCAUUGAAAGGCAUCUUUAUUGUGUGUUCACUUUAAAUGGUAACUGUAGCGUCAUUGUUAGAAUAAAUGGACCGAAUGUCUGUUGCUUAGUCAUCCCAAAUGAAAAAUUGAGGGUUGAAGUUCCUAUUUUUUUAAAUGCUUAUUGUGCUUGCUUUUUUUUUUUUUCUUCAAAAAUUUCAUUUUUUUUUUACACUUACUUUCUUGUAAUUAAAUAUUUGGGGCUUGAAUACUUAACAUUUUAAGAUGAGAAUUAACACACGGCUCCACCUGUUCAAACCUAG
Molecule: messenger RNA, 2827 nt
Organism: Cornus florida
Lineage: Eukaryota; Viridiplantae; Streptophyta; Magnoliopsida; Cornales; Cornaceae
Product: origin of replication complex subunit 3
Exons: 17
Coding region: 144-2354 (736 amino acids)
Biological process (GO): DNA replication initiation; DNA replication
Cellular component (GO): nuclear pre-replicative complex; nuclear origin of replication recognition complex; DNA replication preinitiation complex
Molecular function (GO): DNA replication origin binding
Source: RefSeq, a predicted model, not a curated record